Messenger RNA from Sceloporus undulatus (fence lizard), 3860 nucleotides. It is a transcript of the gene TGFBRAP1, whose product is annotated as transforming growth factor beta receptor associated protein 1. NCBI's taxonomy places the organism in Eukaryota, Metazoa, Chordata, Lepidosauria, Squamata, Phrynosomatidae. The transcript is spliced from 12 exons. The record is from RefSeq and is a predicted model, not a curated record. The coding region runs from base 200 to 2791 and encodes 863 amino acids. Gene Ontology annotation, biological process: autophagy; vesicle-mediated transport; endosomal vesicle fusion. Gene Ontology annotation, cellular component: membrane; cytoplasm.
UGCCUUGUGACCGGAAAGGCCGGGGAGCCGCCGCUGCCGCCUCGACGAAGCCGAGGACGAAGCCGGGGUCUCGCGUGAGGGGCAGCGCCGGGGCUGGAGGGCCGUGAGCGGGCAGAAGCGAGAAGAGGGGCCGGCUGGGGUAGGCCUCGGCCCUGGUGGGUGGGGAGGUAGGUAAGCAGCAGGGCAGCUGGAAAACGCAAUGAGUGUCAAGGCUUUCAAGCUUGUCCCCGCAGUUGAGCGGGAAAUGCUGAUGGGUGACAAAGCUCGGAUCAAUAUCGAAUGCAUUGAAUGCUGUGGAAGGAACCUCUACAUUGGCACCAAUGAUGGGUCGAUCUGCCACUUCCUCUUGGAAGAAAAAAAUUCACCAGCAGAAAAAGCAGCUUUUUCCGUCACCAAACAGCUGCAGAAAUACUUAAGUUUUCGGAAGGCCGUGGGGGAGUUGAAAGCAGCUUCAGCUCUUAAUCGCCUUCUAGUGCUUUGUGACAAUACUAUAACGUUGAUGAACAUGAUGAACCUGGAACCCAUUCCUACAGGGGCUCGAAUCAAAGGAGCUUUGACAUUCACCCUGAAUGAGAACCCCGUGAACGGGGACCCAUUCUGUGUUGAGGUUUGUAUUGUUUCUGUCAAACGAAGGACCAUUCAGCUGUUCUUGGUUUAUGAAGACAAAGUCCAGAUUGUGAAGGAAGUUUCCACUCAGGAACAGCCUUGUGCUGUGGCUAUAGAUGGUCACUAUUUAUGCCUUGCUCUGACCACCCAGUAUAUUAUACUGAAUUACAACACUGGAGUCUCCCAGGAUCUGUUUCCAUACUCUAGUGAAGAAAGACGGCCAAUUGUGAAAAGGAUAGGCAGACAAGAGUUCCUGUUGGCAGGACCUGGAGGACUAGGUAUGUUUGCCACUGUUGAUGGUAUUUCCCAGCGUGCCCCUGUCCACUGGUCAGAAAAUGUGAUUGGUGCUGCUCUCUGUUUUCCUUAUGUGGUUGCUUUGGAUGAAGAGUUCAUUACUGUACACAGUAUGUUGGACCAGCAGCAAAAACAGACACUGCCCUUUAAGGAUGGUCAUAUUCUACAAGACUUUGAAGGGAAAGUAAUUGUAGCAACCACCAAAGGGGUAUACGUUUUGGUGCCACUACCACUGGAAAAACAGAUUCAGGAUCUUUUGGCCAGUCAGAGAGUUGAAGAAGCGUUAGUAUUAGCAAAGGGAGCCCGAAGGAAUAUCCCAAAAGAGAAAUUUCAGACAAUGUAUAAGCGAAUCCUUCAGCAAGCAGGAUUUAUACAGUUUGCACAGCUUCAGUUCCUCGAAGCAAAAGAACUCUUCAGAAGUGGCCAGCUUGAUGUCCGGGAGCUGAUCUCCCUCUACCCCUUCCUGUUGCCUACUACUUCUUCAUUCAUGCGAUCUCACCCUCCUCUCCAUGAAUAUGCCGACUUAAACCAGCUGACGCAAGGGGACCAGGGGAAGAUGGCCAAGUGCAAACAGUUUCUCAUGAGCUACUUGAGUGAGGUGCGCAGCACUGAGGUUGCAAAUGGAUACAAGGAAGAUGUUGAUACAGCUUUAUUGAAGCUCUAUGCAGAAUCUAAUCAUGAAAGCCUUCUAGAUCUGCUGGUCUCAGAAAAUUCCUGCCUUCUCACAGAUAGUGCUGCAUGGCUGGAAAAGCACAAAAAGUUUUUUGCACUUGGGCUCCUGUAUCACUCAAAUGGUCAAGAUGCUGCAGCAUUACAGUUAUGGGUAAAAAUAGUUAACGGAGACAUUCAGGACUCUACACGCACAGACCUCUAUGAUUAUAUUGUAGACUUCCUUACCUCCUGCUCAGACCAUGAAUUGGUGUGGAAGUACGCGGAAUGGGUCCUGCAGCGAAGUGAGGAGGUUGGAGUAUACAUUUUCACAAAAAGGCCUCUGGAAGAUGAACAGAAGAACAGUUUUAAGCCAGAUGAUGUCAUCAACUGCCUUAACAAAUAUCCCAUAUCACUAGUAAAAUAUUUAGAAUUUUUGGUUCUAGAAAGAAGGAUAAAAAAGGAGAAGUUCCACACCCAUCUAGCAGUGCUUUACCUGGAUGAAGUGAUGCAUCUAAAAUCACUGGGUUCAGAGAAGUAUGAAGAAUUGGCCAAAACGCAGACAAAACUACGAAAUCUUCUGCGAAAAUCAGACCUUUAUAGAGUUCAUUUUAUUUUAGAUAAAAUCAGCGGAACAGAUCUUCAUGUGGAGAGUGCAAUAUUAUAUGGAAAAUUGGAAGAGCAUGACAAAGCUUUACAUAUCCUGGUCCAUGAACUGAAAGACUUUGCUGCUGCUGAGGACUACUGUGUAUGGAAAUCUGAGAGCAAAGACCUUCCUUACAGACGGAAACUUUUUCAUAUGCUGCUUUCAGCAUAUCUGAAUUCCAGCACACUAGAUCAUGAACUUGUCAUGGCUGCUGUGGAUCUCCUAAAUAAUCAUGCAGCUGAAUUUGAUGCUGUGUGUGUUUUACAGCUAAUUCCUGACAGCUGGUCAGUGCAACUCCUUUCCUCCUUUUUGACUGGUGCAAUGAGGGAAAGCAUUCAUACACAAAGAAUGACACAGAUUGCAGUGGGCUUAGCAAAUGCUGAGAAUCUUGCCUAUAAGCAUGAAAAGGUAAAACUUAAAGGAAGCCCAACUAUCCUCUCGGACAAAAAACUCUGCCAGGUGUGUCAGAGCCCCUUCUGUGAGCCUGUUUUUGUCCGGUAUCCAAAUGGUGGCGUGGCCCAUACGCACUGUGCAGCAAACAGGCUUGUGAACACUAACACAAAUCAUCAUUUAUCCAGCCCCAGCAGACGGACAUGAAGCACAUUUGAGAUGAUGAUUCUGUGAAACAACCAAGGAGGAUCUGCAGCAUAAAGAACAAAUAAGUCAAGAAGAAGAGAUUUCCCUGGUGUGGAUGGGGUGUCUCCAGCCAAUGUGAAACAUGGCCACCUCACUACUGGUCUUUUGUGAAUGUAGACAGCACAAGAAAUAACAAAUGUUUAUAUAAUCAACAAAAUACUUCCUUACAGUAUGAGUGUGUGAGAGGGAGGGGGUAGGGAGAGGAAACUCUUGGUUUUUUUAAAAGAAAAAAUUGAAACUUGCACUGAGUUUGGUGGUCAGCUGGCCUUGGAAGGGUAGAGGCCAGUGAGGAAGCAAUGCCUUUUUCUCCAAAGAGAUAAUAAUUCAGUCUCUUGAAUAAGUGGCACAAAGCAGCACUUUCUUGAGUGGAGAAUAGCUGCAUUUAUAUUCCCAACUUGGCCUGAAUAUUGCCUGGUGGGACAGCAUCAUGAACUUGUUCUGUGCUUGUUAUACUGUUAUCAAUUGGAUGCACUUUUGAGUCUUUGCUCUCCUUCCUUUUUCUGCCCUGUAAGUCUGUUACAGAGCCUGUUGUAGCACUGACUUCUGGGGAGUUCCUACCCUCGCUGGGACUAAGAAGGGGGCAGGGUGAUGGGAACACCAUAGGAUGAUGAAAGUCUUGAGUUUCUGACACUACUAAUCACAGUGAAGCUACUGGUGUCUGUCCCAGGAAACUAUAAACCAUUUGUGGGUGGGAAGGGCUGAAGGAAGAAGCUUUAAUAAAUGUCAUGACUUAUUUAUUAUCAUACAGAUGUUCUGUAAAUACAAUUGAAUGAAAUGGUUUUAUAUCUUGACAUUCUCUAGAGUGAACAUGCAUAAUCAGUAAUUGCAGGUACAGCUUUUUAAGAGUCUACACCUGCCAUCACAAAGAGCCAUCUUUCCCUGCAAGUAAAGAAAUCUGUGCCUCUGAUCUGUUUUGCAGGAAUGGAUUUACAUAAAGGGAAAAGGAUGCUGUACAGUCAUCAGUAGUUGCAUCCUGAAGGUGCUGAAUAAGCUUGAUAACACUUAAUAAAUACUCUAAUGGAUUCUGAAA